AUGGAACCAGAAAAUCAAACACAAGUUUUGGAAUUUAUUCUUCUGGGGCUCUCAGGAGAGGCAGACCUGCAGCCCCUCCUCUUCGGGCUCUUCCUGUCCAUGUACCUGGUCACCUUCACUGGGAACCUGCUUAUCAUCCUGGCCACCAUCACAGACUCCCACCUCCACACACCCAUGUACUUCUUUCUGUCCAACCUCUCUUUUGCAGACAUCUGUUUUACUUCCACCACUGUCCCAAAGAUGCUUGGGAAUAUUCAGAUACAGAACAAAGGUAUUACUUACCAAAGCUGCAUCACUCAGAUGUAUUUUUUCAUGGUUUUUGGAGACUUGGACAGUUUUCUCUUGACAGUGAUGGCCUAUGACCGGUUUGUGGCUAUCUGCCAUCCCCUACGCUACACAGUCAUCAUGAACCCCAAGGUGUGUGGCCUCCUACUUCUGGUAUCCUGGUUACUGAGUUUUCUGGAAUCUCUCUUACACUGCUUACUGGUUUUGCGCUACAUGGAACCGGAAAAUCAAACACAAGUUUUGGAAUUUAUUCUUCUGGGGCUCUCAGAAGAGACAGACCUGCAGCCCCUCUUCUUCGGGCUGUUCCUGUCCAUGUACCUGGUCACCUUCACUGGGAACCUGCUUAUCAUCUUGGCCACCAUCACGGACUCCCACCUCCACACGCCCAUGUACUUCUUUCUGUCCAACCUCUCUUUUUCAGACAUCUGUUUCACUUCCACCACAGUCCCAAAGAUGCUUCUGAACAUCCAGAUGCAGAACAAAGUUAUUACUUAUGAAGGCUGCAUUACUCAGAUGUAUUUUUUCAUUCUUUUUGGAGACUUAGACAUUUCCCUGUUGACAGUGAUGGCCUAUGACCGGUUUGUGGCUAUCUGCCAUCCCCUACGCUACACAGUCAUCAUGAACCCCAAGGUGUGUGGCCUCCUACUUCUGGUAUCCUGGUUACUGAGUUUUCUGGAAUCUCUCUUACACUGCUUACUGGUUUUGCGGUUGUCUUUCUGCACAGACCUGGAAAUUCCCCACUUUUUCUGUGAACUUAGUCAGGUAAUCCAAGUGGCUUGCUCUGACACUUCCCUCAAUGACUUGGUUCUGUGUUUUGCAUCAGGACUUUUGGGUGUUAUUCCACUCACUGGGAUCCUUUUCUCUUACACUAAGAUAGUUUCCUCUAUUUUGAGAAUUUCAUCAGCUGGGAGCAAGUAUAAAGCCUUUUCCACAUGUGGAUCUCACAUCUCAGUGGUUUCCUUGUUCUAUUGUACAAUUCUUGGGAUUUAUUUCAGUCCUUCUGUUUCCCAAAACUCUAGGGCCAGUGCAAUAGCAUCAGUGAUGUACACUGUGGUCACUCCCAUGCUGAACCCCUUUAUCUACAGUCUCAGAAACAAGGAUAUAAAACAGGCCAUAAAAAGACUUUUCAACCAAGAACAAAAUUUUGCAUAA
This is a messenger RNA of Elephantulus edwardii (Cape elephant shrew), 1437 nucleotides long. RefSeq names its product olfactory receptor 7A17-like. Bases 1 to 1437 code for a protein of 478 amino acids. The record is from RefSeq and is a predicted model, not a curated record. Gene Ontology annotation, molecular function: olfactory receptor activity; G protein-coupled receptor activity. Gene Ontology annotation, cellular component: membrane. Gene Ontology annotation, biological process: G protein-coupled receptor signaling pathway. NCBI's taxonomy places the organism in Eukaryota, Metazoa, Chordata, Mammalia, Macroscelidea, Macroscelididae. The transcript has 2 exons.